This is a messenger RNA of Benincasa hispida (wax gourd), 1185 nucleotides long. Its product is annotated as small ribosomal subunit protein eS4x-like. Lineage: Eukaryota; Viridiplantae; Streptophyta; Magnoliopsida; Cucurbitales; Cucurbitaceae. Gene Ontology annotation, cellular component: cytosolic small ribosomal subunit; ribosome. Gene Ontology annotation, molecular function: RNA binding; structural constituent of ribosome. Gene Ontology annotation, biological process: translation. The record is from RefSeq and is a predicted model, not a curated record.
AGUCCUCUUCCUCUUCCUCUAUGAAUAGCCUAGGGUUUUAACAUUACCAUCUCUCUUCCUUCUUAAGCUUGUAGCUCUCUACUCGUGCGGCGGCCGGCGAUCAUCUCCGUGGAACACUCAGUUUCGACAAUAUGGCUAGAGGUUUGAAGAAACACUUGAAGAGGCUGAAUGCUCCGAAGCAUUGGAUGCUGGACAAACUUGGUGGUGCAUUUGCCCCCAAACCUUCAUCAGGACCUCAUAAAUCGAGGGAAUGUCUCCCAUUGAUCCUCAUAUUGCGAAACCGAUUGAAAUAUGCUCUCACAUACCGUGAGGUUAUUGCUAUUUUGAUGCAACGCCAUGUUUUAGUUGAUGCCAAGGUCAGGACUGAUAAGACCUAUCCAGCUGGCUUCAUGGAUGUUGUGUCCAUUCCCAAAACAAACGAGAAUUUCCGGCUUCUUUAUGACACAAAAGGUCGUUUCCGUCUUCACUCAAUCAGGGAUGAAGAGGCCAAGUUCAAGCUCUGUAAGGUUCGCUCGGUGCAGUUUGGGCAGAAGGGAAUCCCUUUUCUGAAUACUUAUGAUGGACGUACAAUCCGUUACCCCGACCCCCUCAUCAAGGCAAACGACACCAUCAAGUUAGACCUUGAGUCAAACAAAAUCGCUGAUUUCAUUAAGUUCGAUGUAGGAAACGUCGUGAUGGUGACCGGUGGAAGAAACAGAGGCCGAGUGGGAGUAAUUAAGAACAGAGAGAAGCACAAGGGAAGCUUUGAAACAAUUCACAUUCAGGAUGCAACCGGGCACGAAUUUGCCACUAGGCUUGGCAAUGUGUUUACAAUCGGGAAGGGAACAAAGCCGUGGGUGUCCCUCCCCAAGGGCAAAGGUAUUAAACUAUCCAUCAUUGAAGAAGCCAGGAAGAGGCUUGCAAGCCAAGCAGCAGUUACUGCUUAAGAAUUUUGAGUUGAUACUAAAUUGUAGUCAUGAGUUUUUCUUAAUCGUUUUUGAUAUUCACAUCCUUCUCGAAUUUUGCUCGCUUGUUAUUUAUGUCUAAGUUUUUGUCUUUUGAGACAAUUUAUUUCCACCGGAGAUAUUGGUGAGGCCGUUGCUUCUAGGAUUUUGUUGUUAAAAAACACUGAUAGCUGAUUUAUUAGUUGUGUUGUAACCCUGCUCUAUAGCCUCGAUUGUUAUUAUCUAUAGUCAAAUUUCUCAA